UCGGCAGCGGUGGUAAUGGCUGCUCCUCUCAUGCCGCCGAUCUUCACACAUUAAUAUGAUUAAAGAUGAUUUUUUGAUCGAUUUUCAUAACAUUAUAAGAAACCAAACCUCCUAAAUUCAAAAGGUGAUAUUACAGGAUUCGGCAGAAUGACGUCCAUCAUCAAGCUGACGGCUCUAUCCGGAGUCCAGGAGGAAUCUGCUCUGUGUUACCUGCUACAGGUGGACGAGUUUCGCUUUCUGCUCGACUGCGGCUGGGAUGAAACUUUCUCCAUGGACAUCAUAGAUUCCCUGAAGCGGUAUGUGCAUCAGGUGGAUGCAGUGCUGCUUUCUCACCCUGAUCAUGUGCAUUUGGGUGCUUUACCGUAUGCUGUGGGCAAACUGGGGCUCAACUGUACAAUCUAUGCCACCAUCCCAGUCUACAAGAUGGGCCAGAUGUUCAUGUAUGAUCUCUAUCAGUCUCGACACAACACAGAAGAUUUCACCCUCUUCACGCUGGACGAUGUCGAUUCGGCUUUUGACAAAAUCCAGCAACUGAAAUACUCACAGAUCGUCAACCUGAAAGGGAAAGGUCAUGGUCUGUCCAUCACACCGCUUCCUGCGGGUCACAUGAUCGGCGGAACUAUCUGGAAAAUAGUGAAGGAUGGAGAGGAAGAAAUCAUCUAUGGUGUGGAUUUCAACCACAAGAGGGAGAUUCAUCUGAACGGCUGCUCGCUGGAGACUCUCAGCAGACCCUCUCUCCUCAUCACAGACUCCUUCAACGCCUCGUAUGUUCAGCCUCGCAGAAAACAACGAGACGAGCAGCUGCUCACCAAUGUGAUGGAGACUCUGCGGGGCGAUGGGAAUGUGCUGAUCGCAGUGGAUACAGCGGGACGGGUGCUGGAACUGGCCCAGCUCCUGGAUCAGAUCUGGAGGACCAAGGAUGCAGGACUGGGCGUUUAUUCACUCGCUCUGCUCAACAACGUCAGCUACAACGUGGUGGAGUUCUCAAAAUCCCAGGUCGAGUGGAUGAGCGACAAACUGAUGCGCUGCUUUGAGGACAAGAGGAACAACCCUUUCCAGUUCCGGCACCUGUCACUCUGCCAUGGCCUGUCAGAUCUGGCUCGAGUGCCCAGCCCGAAGGUGGUUCUGUGCAGUCAGCCGGAUCUGGAGUCUGGCUUCUCUCGGGAGCUCUUCAUACAGUGGUGCCAAGACUCCAAAAACUCAGUCAUCCUCACCUACAGGACCACACCGGGAACACUGGCCCGAUACCUCAUAGAUAACCCCGGGGAGAAGAGGAUAGAGCUGGAGAUAAGAAAGCGCUGCCGACUGGAGGGACGAGAACUAGAGGAGUACAUGGAGAAAGAGAAGAUGAAGAAAGAAGCUGCCAAAAAACUGGAGCAGGCAAAAGAAGUGGACCUAGACUCGAGUGAUGAAAGCGAUAUGGAGGAUGAUCUGGAGCAGCCGGCGGUGGUGAAAACCAAACAUCACGACCUGAUGAUGAAGGGUGAAGGCGGCAGGAAGGGAGGAUUCUUUAAACAGGCCAAGAAAUCCUACCCGAUGUUCCCUACACACGAGGAGAGAAUCAAGUGGGACGAGUAUGGAGAGAUCAUCAGGCCUGAGGAUUUCCUGGUCCCGGAGCUGCAGGCCACAGAAGAGGAGAAGAGCAAGCUGGAAUCUGGACUGACUAACGGAGAGGAGCCCAUGGAGCAGGACCUGUCGGACGUGCCCACCAAAUGCACGAGCACCACUCAGACGCUGGAGAUCAGAGCCCGAGUGACGUAUAUCGACUAUGAAGGCCGAUCUGAUGGUGACUCUAUCAAGAAGAUCAUCAACCAGAUGAAGCCUCGGCAGCUGAUCAUCGUUCACGGGCCACCAGACGCCAGUCUGGACCUGGCUGAGUCCUGCAAGGCCUACAGUGGGAAAGACAUCAAAGUGUACACUCCCAAACUGCAGGAGACGGUGGACGCCACCAGCGAAACACACAUUUACCAGGUGCGGCUGAAGGACUCUCUGGUCAGCUCUCUGCAGUUCUGUAAGGCCAGAGAUACAGAGCUGGCCUGGAUCGACGGUGUUCUGGACAUGCGUGUAGAGAAAGUGGACACUGGUGUGAUCGUGGAGCUGGGAGAGGCGAAGGACGAGGUGGAGGAAGGAGGAGAGCAAGGGAUGGAGGUGACUGAGGAGCUAAGCACUGAGCCCAGCACUGCCGCCGCCGCAAACCAGAGGGCCAUGAAGACACUGUUUGGAGAAGAUGAGAAGGAGAUUUCAGAGGAGAGCGACGUCAUUCCUACACUGGAGCCACUGCCGGCACACGAGGUCCCGGGUCAUCAGUCUGUGUUCAUCAACGAGCCACGGCUGUCAGACUUUAAACAGGUUCUGCUGCGUGAAGGCAUUCAGGCUGAGUUUGUUGGUGGAGUUCUGGUGUGUAAUAAUCUGGUGGCCGUCAGGAGGACUGAAGCGGGCCGCAUCUGUCUGGAAGGCUGCCAUUGUGACGAUUACUACAGGAUCCGUGAGCUGUUGUAUGAGCAGUACGCCGUUGUUUAAUGCUCAUUCAGCCGCAGUGCAAACUUUCAUUCCCUUCACAUCUUUUGUAGCUUUUGAGUCGCCUAUGUUUUAUUAUUGUUUACCCACAUGUUUUCAUGACGGACAUUUUGACCCAAAUCGAGAGCAUCUGCCUGGACUGUUGAAGAAUCAUUGCUUUUGUUCAGAACUGCUGGAUGGAAAGAAAUGUUUUUUACUCCUUUAUUUUGUUCACUGAUAAAAACUUCAGUUUUCGUAAUGA
Messenger RNA from Danio aesculapii, 2758 nucleotides. RefSeq names its product cleavage and polyadenylation specific factor 2 (gene cpsf2). Gene Ontology annotation, cellular component: mRNA cleavage and polyadenylation specificity factor complex. The record is from RefSeq and is a predicted model, not a curated record. The coding region runs from base 148 to 2520 and encodes 790 amino acids. The transcript has 15 exons. Gene Ontology annotation, molecular function: RNA binding. Gene Ontology annotation, biological process: mRNA 3'-end processing by stem-loop binding and cleavage. Lineage: Eukaryota; Metazoa; Chordata; Actinopteri; Cypriniformes; Danionidae.